Molecule: messenger RNA, 204 nt
Organism: Penicillium angulare
Lineage: Eukaryota; Fungi; Ascomycota; Eurotiomycetes; Eurotiales; Aspergillaceae
Exons: 1
Coding region: 1-204 (67 amino acids)
Source: RefSeq, a predicted model, not a curated record
AUGCCCCGCUACGUGGACUCGAUCAUCGGUGAUCGUCGGUUCGUCGGUUCGUCGGUUCGUUCGUUCGUCGAGUCGGCCCGGUGGCGACGUUUCCCACCAACCAACUUACAGAUUGUCAGCAUAGAUCUUUCAAAUGGUGUCACUGCCCUUUGGAAACUUACCCCCGUCGCCCACCAACAGAACCGCCGUGAGCCUGGCUGCUAG